AUGGACGAUGCCGAGACUGUGGAGGUGCUCAAUGCCUUUCUUAUGAAGACAAUCUUGUAUAUCGAAAGGUCGAGUGACCGGGUUCUGACAGUACCUGGUGAAGCAGAGACUCGCAAUACGGCCUUCUCUAACGACGCAGCCGUGAUGGGAAGCGACGUUCGGGUGUGGGUGGUCGAUGAGAAUCUCACCGAUUCCAGCUCCUCGAAGCAUAAGUUCGCCCAGACGAGUUGGAUCCCUUGA
This is a messenger RNA of Letharia columbiana, 240 nucleotides long. RefSeq lists its product as uncharacterized. Lineage: Eukaryota; Fungi; Ascomycota; Lecanoromycetes; Lecanorales; Parmeliaceae. The record is from RefSeq and is a predicted model, not a curated record. The transcript has a single exon. Bases 1 to 240 code for a protein of 79 amino acids.